This is a messenger RNA of Vanessa tameamea, 1655 nucleotides long. Its product is annotated as tether containing UBX domain for GLUT4. Gene Ontology annotation, biological process: intracellular protein transport; glucose homeostasis. Lineage: Eukaryota; Metazoa; Arthropoda; Insecta; Lepidoptera; Nymphalidae. Gene Ontology annotation, cellular component: vesicle membrane; nucleus; cytoplasm. The transcript is spliced from 8 exons. Bases 121 to 1632 code for a protein of 503 amino acids. The record is from RefSeq and is a predicted model, not a curated record.
ACCCAGACAGUUGACAGUUAAUUUGUAAUGAUAAUUGUUUUCUUGAUUUGGUUUUGAUUAGCAAUUUUGUCCUACAUACAUUUCUUUAAGCUAAUCGAAAGAUUUUAAAAAUCAUUAAUAAUGUCAAGAGAUAUCGUCGUUUUAACACCAAAUGGGAGAAGAGUAAAAGUUCAUUGUACACCGGACACUAAUAUUUUACAGCUCUUAGAAGAUGUAUGUGCUAAACAAGGGCUUGAACCAAAUGAUUAUGAUUUAAAACAUCAUAAACAUAUUUUAGAUUUAACAACAACAGUAAGAUUCUGUAAUUUGCCAAAUAAAGCUUUUCUUGAAAUGGUUGAAGCGGAAAAGAAAAGAGUGGAAUCAAAUGUCACUAUAGGGCUCAUGUUAAAUGAUGGUGAAAGAAUGACUGGUGAUUUUACACCAAAUACAACACUGUAUGAUUUAAUAAUGUCAUUGGCUCCAAAUGAACUACCAAAUUUACACAACCCCACUAUUUCCUACAUGAGACAAGAAGUAACAGGUGUUAAGGCAUUGAAGGAAAAAUCUUUGCGACAGUUGGGCUUGAUAGCAGGAAGAGCAAUUCUGCGUUUACUGGAUAAAACAGAACCAAUGCAGGCAAACAUAUCAUCAGUGUAUCGUCGAGUCAAAACUGAAAAACCAGAAAAUGGUUUAGUAACAUCAACUGAACCAUCACAUUCUAAUAAUGAUGAGAAAUGUAUACAAGGUCCAUCUAAUAUAAAAAAUACUGAAAAUGCACAAGGUUCCCUGGAUCCCAUGAUAUUAAUAAAACAAGAAAAAAAGAAGAAAGAUGCUAAAGUUGAAAUGGACUUGCCUACUGAACUAGACAUUGAUCAAAAUUUUAAAACUAAGGAUCAGGAAACAUUGCCAAAACAGCUAGAAAGUACAACUUCAUAUCAGUCUCCACAACCCCAAAUAACUCGAGAGAAUCUUGAAAGACGUUUGAGAAUUGAAGAAGAAGUUACCUUCAUUGGAUCCCAAAAAGCCAUAGCUUUCAUGCCCCCAGAUGGAAAUGAAGAAGAAUUAUCUGAUUUACCUGAUGAUUUUUAUGAGUUAACUAUUGAAGAAGUAAGAAAAAUUUACCAUGAAUUACAACAACAUCGUAUCGAACUUGAAAAUACACCAAUACUUACUUCAACAAAACGAGAAGAAUUUGCACAGCAGGCCUCCCUUUCCAAAAUAAACAUGUAUAAAAAUGUAGUAGUAAGAAUACAAUUCCCAGACAACAUUAUACUUCAAGGAGUGUUCACCCCAAACAAUACAAUCGAAGAAGUACAAAACUUUGUUAAAGAGCAUCUACAAAAUCAAGAUAAACCUUUUCAUAUUUUUACAACUCCAUUAAAAGAAGAUUUAGAUCCAAAUGUGACAUUAUUAGAUGCAAAAUUUGUACCAUGUGUUCAUAUGCAUUUCAAAUGGUUAGAAGAAAAUUCAGGUCCACCAUAUUUAAGAAAGGAAAUUUACUCUAAGAAGACAACAAAUGAUGCAGCCUGCAUUUUAGCCUCAAAAUAUCGUGCACCUAGCCGAAGAAAGUUGGAAAAUCCUCACAGUCCACAACAGUCUAGCAAUGGGGCAUCUGUAUCUAAAAGUAAAGUACCAAAAUGGUUCAAGAAAUAAACAUGUCUGCUAAACUAUGUAAA